UGCUCUGUGAUUAUGUCGUUAUAACAACGAAAGUCAAACAAACAGCGCCAAAAUUAUGUUUCAAACGUGGCUUGUGUUCUUGGUAUAAGUUUAAAUUAAAUAUAAAAAUCGCAUUUUUGUAAGGGCUAUUUAUAUAAACAUUUUAAUGAAAUUUUACUCAUAAAGAACCAGUUAAUUUUUUUAUUUAUGGUAUUAUGAAAAACUUCUGUAAUUAAAACAUGGCUCAAAAGUAUGAAUAUUCCUACAAGGACACAGAUUUACCAUUUUGGCUUGAUGAAUUAACUAAAGAUGUGAAAGAGACGCAUAUAAAUGAUUCAUUAAAUGAACCCAUUUAUGACCCAUAUAAUCUUAAAUAUGAUUUCGGGACAGAUAAUCAAAGGACUCGAAGAACGUCAUUAGAUCUAGAUUUACUAUUGAAGUCUGAAUCUAAACCUAUAGCACAUUCGGCGGGAACGCUACGAUACAAUCAUGACAAUGGAUAUAAACAAAAUGGAAGAAGAAAAAAUUCCACAAGUAAAACGGAAUGGGAAGACGCAAAAGAUGAAAUAAACAACGAUUUCCUAACAGACCUUUUACCGCACUACGUGACACCACGCCACAAGAGAAUGAGUUUGGACAACGACUUUAAUGACGUCAUUGUCGGACCGCGAAUUCAAAACGCAUCAAAAAACCUGAAAAAAUUUACGAAAGAUACAAAAGUCUUAAAUGCAAAAUCAAAUUAUACGAAAGCGAGCUUAGAGGAUGACAGAAAAAGUGAAUUUGUGAUACCCGAGACACCGGAGGGUCGAUUGCUGGAGAUAAAAAUAUAUUCCAAUUGGGGUGACAAAUAUUUGGUUGGAUUAAAUGGUAUUGAACUGUUCGAUUGUAAAGGAGAACCAGUAAUAGUCGAUAAGAUUUGGACUGAUUCAGACACCGGUGACCACUCAAAGUUUGGUCACAUAGAGAAUAUAAUAGAUGGUGUGGUACGUACAAGAGAUGAUAAACAUACAUGGAGUGCGCCUGCGCCGCAAGGAUUGCCCAUUGCAUUGACCGUUUUGUUGGCUAAAACCACGAAAUUGGCAUUACUUAGAAUUUGGAAUUACAAUAAAUCGCGGAUAUAUUCAGCUCGCGGUGUUCGUUUGGCCCAAAUAAAGUUGGACGAUCAUGUUAUAUUCCAAGGAGAGAUAGCAAGAGCAAGCGGUGAACUCAAAGGAAAUCUACCCACACUAGGAGACACGAUUCUCUUCACGAAAGACGUGGAGAUAUUGGAAGCGAUUUUUGAAAAAGAUAAGAAUUUUCAAGCAUUACUAAAGGACAAUGAUCCGUUAGUGGAAUUAAACACAGCUGAACGUCCACCUACAGCUAAUGAUAGUAAAAAUAAUUUACCAAAAGUUAUAGAAGAACCAAAAGCAUCCGAAGAAAAUGAAUAUUUGGCAAAGGAGAUAAAGUUGACUUUAAUGUCGAAUUGGGGGCAAAAAAAUUUGAUUGGAUUAACAGGAAUCGAUAUUCUCCAUAAUAAUACACCAAUUAACAUAAUUCGGAGUUAUGCGUAUACAACGUAUGCAGAUGACGAUAAAAAACUUGAAUAUGGAUUUAUUGAUUGUAAAAAUCUAUUUAAUGGAAGAAAUAUAACAACCGAGUUUGACGAUAUGUGGUGCACUAAUUUUACGCCUGAUUCUAAAUUUUGUCAUAUUGUCAUGGAGUUGCCGGAACAUACUAAGAUAACUGGAAUUCGUAUAUGGAACUACAACGCUAACAUGGAAUUAUCGUAUAUCGGUGCGAAAGACUUGGUCGUAUCACUAGAUGGCGCUUUACUAAAUCGACGUCCGAUUCUAUUACGGCGUGCGCCUGGCGAUACAUUUUACGAUUAUUUGCAGCAUAUAGAUCUCUCUUCAAUUGAUGACAGGAUAAAUUGCGCUGACAACUUAGACCAUGCGUUUGAAAGUAAUUUGAACUCGGGAGCUCCGACAGGUUUUGUUUUGCAAUUGAAUAUAUUUUCAACUUGGGGUGACCCGUACUAUGUUGGCUUAACUGGAGUAGAACUUUAUGAUCCGCAAGGAAAUUUAAUCGAAGUUACGGAAAGUAAUGUUUGCGCUCAGCCGGCAAGUGUUAAUGUUCUCGACAGUGUCGCUAGAGAUGUGCGUACGCCAAGUAAACUUAUCGAUGGUCACAACACUAACGCAGUUGAUGGACAGCACUCUUGGCUGGCUCCCAUUCUCCCAGAAACUCUUAACAGAGUUUUCUUCGUUUUCGAUUCUCCCGUAUCUGUUUACGGUAUGAAGAUUUGGAAUUAUGGUAAAACGCCAACUCGAGGUGUUAAGGAAUUUGGGGUACUAAUAGAUGAUUUGUUACUUUAUAACGGAAGUCUAGAAAUGGUCAAGGGUGAUACGAUAGCUCCGCAGUGGAUUUGUUUCCAAGAUGUCGAUAUAGAGAAUUUGACACCGAGUCCAUCGGAUGCAAGUCAACAUACAACGACAAGUGGUUCUUCAAAAUCUGUGGAUCAAAACGACAGACCAUACACGAGCGUAUACGCAGUACGAGCGAGAAAAUAUGUUUAAUUUUAGGUGAAUUGUGUGUUUCGUAUGUGUGUUUUGUAAUAUUGAGAUAAUAAUGGAGUCUAGCGUCUAUCAGAUACAUUCAUUAUCGUUGUAUGAAUUUUUGUUAGCCGUAAAAUUAUUUUUCUACCCUUAAUGUUUUUCAAAUUUAAAAUAUUAACCUGUCCAUAAACCAAACUACUUAACUAAAGCACACACAAUUAAAAAAUUUCGCGCGAAAAUAACAAAAUAACAUUUUUCAUACAAAUAUCUGUCAUAAGAUUUUCGUGACGUUUAAAUCCUUCAAAGUCAUUAUAGAGAGCUAUACAAGGGGCUUGAGACAAAAUUACUUUUCGACAGGCGUGACCCACUAACGUUAAACGAAUUUGAAUGAAAAUGGUCACGUGAUAAAUCGUGAGCUAAAGUCAUUGACCUUAUCACGAACUCUAUUAUAGUUAUAUCAAUGAAUUAGGUUCAUCAAGUAUAUCAUCAUAUAUUCGAACGAUGCGUGUUUUAUGCUUUAGUUCCGAUUACCCCAAGGGCUUGAGACAAUAUCAUUUUACGACAAUCGUGACCCACUCACCCCUAACGAAUUUGUGUGGGAAUGACAUUAGCUCACUCUUUGGUCACGCUCAAAAUAGUCACAUGACAAUGUGAGCUUUUCUCAUACAAAUUCUCUUGGUUUUGGUCAUGAGUGACAAAGAGUGAUUUUGUCUAAAACCCCAUGAGCGCCUUGUCGUUUUCAUAUUAAAAAAUGUAGUGCUAUUUAUUUUUCGAUCAUUUCAAUGUACCUACGUAUGGUUCGUGCUUUUGUUUUUGUAAAAAUAAUUAGACUAUUUGUUUAUGUACAUGUCAUAUGGUUAUGCAUGUGAAAAUUACUUCUUAGUAGACUGCACCCACGCCAAAUAUUUAUAAUAAUUUAUUUCCAAUGUUAUCACUUGUUGACUGUAGAGCGCUUGUAAACAUCUUAAGAAUUGUUUUCGUGGUUCGUGUAAAUUUUAUACAGAAAUAAAGG
Molecule: messenger RNA, 3528 nt
Organism: Pieris rapae (cabbage white)
Lineage: Eukaryota; Metazoa; Arthropoda; Insecta; Lepidoptera; Pieridae
Product: katanin-interacting protein-like
Exons: 15
Coding region: 219-2537 (772 amino acids)
Source: RefSeq, a predicted model, not a curated record